Endocarpon pusillum Z07020 is the source of this 3246-nucleotide messenger RNA. RefSeq lists its product as uncharacterized. The record is from RefSeq and is a predicted model, not a curated record. Gene Ontology annotation, biological process: intracellular protein transport; retrograde transport, endosome to Golgi. Lineage: Eukaryota; Fungi; Ascomycota; Eurotiomycetes; Verrucariales; Verrucariaceae. Bases 1 to 3246 code for a protein of 1081 amino acids. The transcript has a single exon. Gene Ontology annotation, molecular function: protein binding. Gene Ontology annotation, cellular component: Golgi membrane; Ric1-Rgp1 guanyl-nucleotide exchange factor complex; cytosol.
AUGUACUGGCCGUGUGGUGUACCACGGGUAUAUACAUACCACGGUUCACGACAGUCAAGUGCUACGAAAGAGGAAGAAGAAGAGGGAGAUGACGAAGUCCGCCAGCCACAAUCGCCGCAAAGCCUUAAAAGGGAGCUAGGAAAGGAGUAUCAACGGGAAAGCAUCAAUCGCGAUACCGUGAUUUCUUCAGAGAUUAUUGGACUUUGUGUUGCUGCCACUGAUCAUCUAUUUGCGACCAUAACAUUGUCUACCCUUACAUUUUGGCAAAACCGACCUACGGUCGUUCUUGCAGCAGCCGUUCGAUCAAUCUCUUCGCUAGACAAGUAUGGGACCAAUCAGUCCAUUCACCUUCGACCGGACUGUGGUGUUGCAAUGGUCCAGACUUCGCAUGGAUACCUUCUCAUCUAUUCCAUUGAGGUCGACCAGAGUGCCCGAGUCUAUCAACAACACUUUGAUCAAAGCCAAGCUCGCAGGCAAAGUUUAAUGCAGAACUUUAGGGCCGAAGAUGCUAUUGGCCUCCGAGAGAUCAUUGUUCAACUGAGAAGAGCUGUCAAAAUUGAUGCGGGGAUCAGUGCGGUGCUAGCUUUCCCAAAUGAUUUACUGAUAGCUACUGCGAAGCCUCCAGCAGUACAGUGUAUUAAAUGGAGCCUUGAUGAGAAUGGUCCCCAGACGACUGCGGAAUUGAUAAGUAAGAUGGACUGGAUGCACACGAAGAGUGUUGUUGUACAGAUGGUGCAUAACAGAGCCAUGCAUCUGUCUGUCUGGGGCGCUUACGAUGGGAAAGCUUACGCCGUUCAACGCCAAAACCAGGCGACAUUGAAGCAAGAAUCGUCGGCCGAAUCAAGCGAGUCAGACAAAUUACAACCCCGAAAUUCAAAAAUGUUUACUGGACACUGUUUCCAUGACCCUGACAAUGAGAAUCUAUUUGCAAGAGUAGUGGCGGUGAAUGCGAAAUUCUCUUUGCUCGCGGUAGGCUGCCACAAUGGCGAACUAUGUAUAUAUGGAUUGAGAGACUACGCAGGCAAUGUCUUCCUUUCUCACCGGAUUGGCGCAGUCGGUUCUCUCGUUUCUACUGGAAGGCUGACUUGUCUUACUUAUUCGCCGGAUGGUUAUUGCCUGUUUGUAGGAUAUGAAAAAGGGUGGGCAACGUGGAGUGUUUUUGGUAAACCGGGCGUGUCAAGCUUUACCGCGAACCAUACUCAAUCUGGGUCGAGCAAUGAGAGAUGGCUUGCUGGUAUCUCGACUGCCAAUUGGACUGCCGGAGGAUCCGAACUCCUCCUCACCUCUCCGGGUGACCAUCGAAUCUGGAGACUCGAGUUUUCACGAAGUGCUGCUGCCGGUUGCUUCUCGUGCGCAAACUUGAUGCGAGCUCUAUUUCAAACCCCUACAGAAUUAAUCAUGUACCGAGGUCAUGAUUUGCCGGAUCUGACUUCGAUAUCUGGCCAGCCAUCGCUGUGGCAUCACGCACAGUAUCCAGCAGCAUACUAUCAAAGUCAUGGUCCCAUCAGAUGCUCAGUGAUAUCGCAGGAUGGUUGCUAUGCAGCGAUAGCAGGUCGAAGAGGUUUGGCGCAUUACAGCGUGCAAAGUGGCAGAUGGAAGACCUUUGCCGAUUCUAAUGAAGAAAAGUCUUUCGCGGUCAGAGGUGGAAUGUGUUGGUUCAACCACAUUCUUAUUGCAGCUACGGAAUCUGACAGCUCAUAUGAGCUACGUGCAUAUUCUCGGGAUGCCCAAUUGCGACAGUCCAGCGUACUCCAUCUCGAAAUACUACCUGCAUCAGUGGUUUUUCUCGGCCCCUCCGGAGAGGACUCCCUGCUAGUGUAUACGUCUGAGAAUGUCCUUUAUCACUUCGUGAUAAGCUUCACAUCGCUGGGAAUGAAUCUGGUCCAAGUCGGGCAGAUCGCUUUCCAUGGCGUAGUUCGAGCACCAACUCGUGUACGAUCAGUCAGCUGGGUCCUUCCAGAAAACCAGCUUCGAGACGGAGACCCAUCGCAGGAUGUGGCGCUGGCUGCAGUUCUGUUUCUGGUGGAUGAUAAACUUGUCCUCCUGCAGCCAUCUCGGGCGGAUGAUGGAGGCCUGCGGUACAACAUGCGGGUCAUUGCACACCACAUCGAGUUCUAUAUUUUGAUGCGUGAUCAGCUGUUUUUCAACUUCGCAAACACUGGAGAUGAGUCUAUUCCACCCACACCGUCUUCGGGGCACGGCUUGAACCGUAUUGGACAACAUCACACGCUGAGAGACUCCCUAUGGACAUUUAGCGGAAGCGACCUGAAUAUGUGGAGCGACGUCCGUGAUGUCCUCCGAAUGGCUAUCGAAGGGUCAAUAGCGGAUUCUGUUUCACUUCUCUCUGUGCCGGUAGAUUUCUAUCCUCUGUCUAUCCUUCUCAACAAAGGCAUUGUACUGGGAAUCGAGUCUGACCUUAUUCAAAGACGUGAUUUGCCAUUUGCGCAGUUCCGAACAGCCAUUCGAACUCACCUCUUUAUCCCUUACCUCCUACAGCACCACAUCUCAGCCGAGCGGAAUGCGCCUGCUGCCAUCGCUCUAGCUCGACAAUACGAGUAUUUGUCAUAUUUUGCUUACGCACUCGAAGUUUUGCUCCAUAAUGUCCUGGAUGAAGAAGCAGAUUUUUACAGUGGAGGUGCAGAUAAAAGCAAGUCCACUCUCCCUGCGGUGCUAUCGCUCUUGUACGGCUCACUUUCAGAGUCGUCAUAUCUCUCCACGAUCGUUCAAUGCAUACGCAAGACCGAGUUUACCUCUUGGCCAGUACUUCUAGCGCAUCUUCCGCCACCUGCCGUGCUUUUCGAACAGGCGCUUCAGCUUGACGAUCUGAGGACCGCGACCGGCUACUUGAUAGUACUACAAAGCUUUGAAGAAGACCACGGCGAAGCCCGGCGUAGCGAGGAGGACGUGGAAGCUUACGUUAUUCGGCUCAUGGCUCUUGCUCGAGAGAAGGACGAUUGGGAGCUCUGCUCAGAUCUUGCUCAAUUCUUGAUGGCUUUUGACCCUAUGGGAUAUGCACUUAGAAGGGUCAUUGAAUCUGUUGGCUUUCGAGAAAUGGAGAGCUCAGAAGCCCCCGCCACAGUGAAGGCUACAGGAUUGGGUCUCACCAUUCCUGAUCCGCACAAGAGCGGAAAAGAGCAGGCAGGUCACGGAAACAGCAGUGCGCAACUGCUCGGUUCUGAAGUGAGUUUUCUGCAGCCGAAGCAUUCAUCAAGUGUCGACUACUUUUCGACAUCGCCAGAGAGGUAG